UGUGUUUACCGUAUCUUUCGGCCUAUAAGUCGCAGUUUUUUUCAUAGUUUGGCAUGGGGUGCGACUUAUACUCUGGAGCAACUUAUGCUUAAAAUAUUAACACAUUAUGAUAUCAUUUCACAUAUUAUUUUUGUGUUUUGGAGUUACACUGAUGGUUUGGUAAACUUGUUAGUAUGUUCUUUAUGUUAUAGUUAUUUGAAUAACUCUUAAUAGCUAUGUUACGUUAACAUAUAGGCCACGUUUGCAUUUCAUUUUUCAUGCAUCAUGUAACAUUAUCAUACUGUACACUUAUUCAGCAUGUUGUUCUCUAUUGUGCUUUUAUUUUAAAUUGCCUUUCAAGAUGAUAUAACUGUUCUAUGUGCUGGAUUCUAUCAAAUAAAUUUCCCCCAAAAAUGCGACAUAUAUGUUUUUUUCCUUUUCAUUGCGCAUUUUUGGGCUGCUGCGACUUAUACUCAGGUGCGACUUAUAGUCCGAAAAAUACGGUACUUUUUAUGGUUUUUAGGAUAUUUUUAUAUUCGACUGUUACAUUCUUGUAAGCUUUGUUGGCAAGGCAUUGUGCCAGAUUAUGAAGAGCAAAACUGCAAAAACUCAAAAUAUUCAGAAGAAAUGUACAAAAAUUGCAAAAAGGUAUGUUGUUUUAUAUUUUAAGUUCUUUAAAUGAAUUGAUUUUUGUAUACUAUAAUUGGUGUUGUCCCAGGAAAGGACCCUGUGGUACCCCUUUAUGUCUUUUGACAUUUUUGCAUGAUUAUCGGUGUGGCUCUUAUGUCCUAUUUUAUUCUUAGAUCACAAUACAAUUUCCUAUUUAAUAUUUACAGAAUCUGGACAAAAACAUGUGCUUUAGUUUUCAAAUAGUAAGCGUGCGGCCCCCGCCCACCCGGCGAACCCGGCGCCCGGUCCCGACAAUCCAAUUUAGGGAUCGCACCAUCUGGAAUUAGCUUGUUUUGACCAGGUUGCAAAGCACCAUGGGAGGUCAGGGGGCUUACAGCUUAGCUUUAUAAAGGCGUUGAGCCGACCUCAAACUGCCCGCUGGCGCUUCGGAACUUCUCCCCGAUUUUGAGUUUCCUAUACGCAUACGUAAACGGCAAAGAUGGUUUUGGACGAUUCCGACGUGGAGAUGAUAGUGACCGACGUUGAAGUUGCUGAGCACGAUGUAGAGACCCCCUACGGAAGACUCCACUGCACCAUGCGGGGAGUCCCCAAAGGAGAGCGGCCCAUCAUCCUCACCUUCCACGACAUCGGACUCAACCACAAGACAUGCUGGGACUCGCUGUUUAACAACGAGGACAUGGCAGAGAUCUUGCACCACUUCGCCGUGUGUCACGUGGAUGCCCUGGGGCAGCACGAGGGCGCCAACACCUUUUCCACUGGCUACGAGUACCCGACCAUGGACGAGCUCUCCGAGACGCUCCCGCUGGUGCUCAAGCAUUUCGGGCUGAAGUCUGUUAUUGGAUUAGGGAUGGGAGCCGGAGCCUACAUGCUGACCAAAUUCGCUCUGGAUUACCCGAAAAUGGUGGAAGGUCUGGUGCUCAUCAACAUCAACCCGUGUGCCGAAGGCUGGAUGGACUGGGCCGCGCACAAGAUCAGCGGUUGGACCCACGCCAUGCCCGACUUGGUCAUCAGCCACCUCUUUGGGAAGGAGGAGAUCAACCACAACCAGGACAUGGUGGCUACGUACCGCCAUCACGUGUUAAAGGACAUGAACCAGUUCAACCUGCAGCUCUUCAUUAAGGCCUACGAAAGUCGAAGAGACCUGGAGAUUGAGAGGCCGGUUCCGGGAAGCAACAACAGAACCCUCAAGUGUCCCAGCCUUCUGGUUGUUGGGGACAGCUCGCCUGCUGUGGACGCUGUGGUUGAGUGCAACACUAAACUGGACCCCACAAAAGCGACACUCCUUAAGAUGGCUGACUGUGGGGGCAUGCCCCAAAAUGAUCAGCCUGGCAAACUCACAGAGGCGUUGAAGUACUUCAUUCAGGGCAUGGGAUACAUGCCGUCAGCCAGCAUGACCCGGCUGGUGCGCUCUCGCACGGCCUCGGGUUCCAGCGUGACGUCCUUCGAAGGCUCUCGCUCCCGUUCGCACACCCAGGAGGGCAACCGCUCGCGCUCGCACACCAACGAGGGCCCGCGCUCACGCUCCCACACGGCAGACCACCAGCGGGGCGCCGCCCCCGCGGCCGACGCGGCCCCCGCCGUGGACCAGGGCAUGCUCAAGGCCCCCGAAGUAUCCUGCUAAAUCGACAAAAGACGUCUCAUUUAACCCCAUUCUUUAUUUGCUACACCACUGUCAUCAUGUUUUUGAAUUUUUAUUUUUUAAAUCUGGAUUAGGAGGACCUGUGCUUCCGGGUCUGCUGACGUAGUGUGUAAAGGCAUCGCUAGGGGGUGACAGAGAGCACACAGGAAUGUUAUCGUGCGUCAUUAUUGGUUUCUUCCUGUUCUUUUCUACCAAACGGACAAUUCUUUUCACAUAUAGCUGAUUUUUAUGCAUUUUCAUUCGCUAACGGGGCAGUAUAACACUUGCCCCAUGUGUUAAAUCUCCAUGCUAUGUACAGAAUUUCAAGGUGUGGCACUUAAACGCGACAAUUUUUAUGAAAUUUCCCUCAAAAGUGGUGCAGUAGUGAUAAGAUUUUACAUCUAUGAAUUAAAAUUGAUGGCGCAGUGUAACACACGUCAACUUUUGCGCGACUUCAAUCGAUGGCGGGGCAGUGCAACGUUUGCCCCAAAUGCUAAAUCACCACUACUCGAAGAAAAUGUUUGCUCAUUUUCAAUUGAUGGAGCCGAUAUGCAAAAUUUCCAAAUACUAAAAAGAACAAGCUAUGAAGCUACAUUUUACCCCAACGACGCCAUCUGCUGGUUCUAGCGGGGCGCUACUCCUUGUGGACCAUUGCCAUUUUUAUUUCAUUUUCAAUCUAGAUGAGGAGCGUUGAGCCUGGUGAUGGUGUAGUAAGUAGGGGCAUCAUUAGGGGGUGACGGAGAGUGCGGAGGAAGCUUGUUGCGCGUCAUUUUUUUCCCUCUUCCUGUUCUUAUUUUUACUCCACUGACAGCGUUCUCAUAUUUUAUGCAUUUCUUUAACUUUGCUUCUGCUUGGGAAAAAAUAUUUUUGGAUAAGAAAAAAGCUACAUUAAGGGACAUACUGUCUGUCGUUAAUCCAAACCACUCUUAAUCAAAAAGCUUUGUUAACAACGCCGGCAGACGAAACAAUUAACCGUUUUUUAUACAAGUUUUUUUUCUAUACAAUCAAGCACAACAGAACAAAGCGGUGCCACGCGGUCGUUCUCUUUGUGCGUACGUGCGAGAUGUCAAAAGUUUGGAUGAUUGUUGUUAUUAAUGAUAACGCGUAGAACUCAGCUGACGCUCUCUCUUUCCUCUACGUUGGCAAAAACGUUUUGCUUUUGUAGGAGCUUAUUGUUGACAGCUUGUAAAGAUGCUGGCGAUCGAGCGCCAUAACAGUUUGUAUUUAUUAAGAAAAAAAUGACAUUAAAAAAAUUGUAACUAAAUCUGA
This is a messenger RNA of Corythoichthys intestinalis (scribbled pipefish), 3496 nucleotides long. RefSeq names its product N-myc downstream regulated 1a (gene ndrg1a). The record is from RefSeq and is a predicted model, not a curated record. The transcript has 14 exons. Bases 1088 to 2230 code for a protein of 380 amino acids. Gene Ontology annotation, biological process: signal transduction. Gene Ontology annotation, cellular component: cytoplasm. Lineage: Eukaryota; Metazoa; Chordata; Actinopteri; Syngnathiformes; Syngnathidae.